Closterium sp. NIES-65 is the source of this 3480-nucleotide messenger RNA. NCBI's taxonomy places the organism in Eukaryota, Viridiplantae, Streptophyta, Zygnematophyceae, Desmidiales, Closteriaceae. The record is from the annotation of a GenBank genome assembly.
AUGACGUCUGUAAUUAGUUCUAGAGUACCUUGCACCACACUAGCUCUCCAAUCGGAUCCCAAGGCCAAAUAUGGUGAAACUCGCAGCGUUUCCGUUUCGUACCUUUCGAGCUCUUGCUUCGGCGUGCAAGUCCGUCCUUACAACAUCCGCGGUACAGGUGCAAGCAGCAGAUGCUGGAAGCCGCUGCUUGUCCAGUCAGCGGCAGAGCCAGAGAAAUUCUUCCGAGACCUGUCUGAAGCUGCGCAGAAGAAGGCGAGGGAGGCUAAGUCAAAGGUCGAAAGCUUUGCUCGUGAAAACGAUCUUGAGAAAAAAAUCAAGAAAGCUGCUAAGAGCGCUGCUAGUCGUUUGGAAGAGUUAUCUUUUGAGGCGGAGAGGUAUGCGACGAACAUUGACAGGCGAUAUGGCGUGAAGGAGAAGGCGAAUGAGGUUCUAGGAGGUGCGGCGAAUCAGCUUCGGGAAGUGGACGAGAGGCUUCGUGUACGACAGAGGUUUCGUGCAGCGUCUCAAGAUCUGAAGCAGAAAUGGCCCAAGUAUGAGCGCCAGCUGAAUGAGUUCAGGGAGACGCCUAUUGGGCAGGCUGUCUUCUUUGGUGCCUUCUGCUGGCUGCUUUUAUCUGGAUGGCUCUUUCAACUGUUCUUCUGGUCCCUCUGGCUCAUCCCUUUGCUUCCAUGGAUUGUCCGAAGCAUGGCAGGCAAUACCAUUGUUGAGGCUCUGACAUCGAGAUUCGAGAUCCUUCCUUAUAAGAUCGAUCUCUCUGCGUUGCGCCAACGAGUCGUGCUGGCGUUCGUCAUUACCAAGCUAUCUCGGCGCGUCAUUCGCUCUUCUGCUCCCUCUUGCAGUCGUAUUCCUCGCUCUUCUCUCACGGACUGGGCUCGCAGCGUAGGCGUAGUCGAGCACUUUGCGCCAGUCAUGACUUCCGCUGCUACAGCUUCCGCGCUCAUCCGCGCACCUGCUUGCGCCGCCGCAGUAUCUCCAUUCCCCAUGGCCGCCUCCGCCGCCAGUUCCGCCGCAACUUCCUCGGCUGCCCGUUACUUCUCCCCGUCCUUCGCGCGCCCUUCCAGCCUCUCCUAUCGCUCUUCCGCCCCCCUGUCCGCAAGUCUCUCCGCGUCUUCCGCCAUCGCCAGUACCUCCGCCAUCUCCGCAUCCUUCCGCAGUUCCGCGUAUGCGCCUCUCUCCGCGUCUCAUUCUUCCUUUCGCCAUGUCAGCGCGUCGGCCGCGUCGACCCCUGAAUCGGGUCCUGCGGAGUCGGAGGAAGUUAAAGCCACCGGCACUUCCGGAAGCGUAGACUCCGACACGGACGCGUUUUCGGAAACCGAAACCGUUUCCGCGACUAACGGGGCGGCUAGUAACGGGGUAGCGGCGAGCACCAGCAGCGCGACUAGCAGCGCGAGCAUCGCGAGUGGCGAAGGCGGCGCGAGCAGCGAUGUGGCGGUGCCGAUCGAGCUUGAGUAUGUGCCGCUGGCGGGGUUCCGGAAGCUCGGCGCGCAGCUGAAGAUGCUGGUGGAGUGGCCGUGGCGACGCGUUAAGAAGAACUCGGUUCUGUACAUGCGACUCAAGGGCAAUAUUCCCGAGAUGGUGGGGUCCUCCUUCUCCCCGUCGCUCUCCCUCCCCGCGAUUUGCGACAAUCUACGCAAGGCAGCCGUGGAUCCACGUGUCUCCGCGCUGCUGCUCCACGUGGACCCGCUGCAGUGCGGCUGGGGCAAGCUGCAGGAGAUUGCUCGCCACGUGGCGCACUUUCGCAAGUCAGGCAAGCCUUGUAUCGCGUACAUGACGGUGGGCGGAGAGCAAGAGUACUUUAUUGCGUCCGCGUGCGAGGAGAUCUACGCUCCCCCCGGCGCUUACCUCUCCCUGCGCGGACUGGCCGUGCAGGGGCAGUUCCUUGGGGGCGUGUUGCAGAAGGCGGGAGUGCAGCCACAAAUCGAGCGCAUCGGCAAGUACAAGAGCGCGGGCGACCAGCUGGCACGGUCAGACAUGAGCGAGCCCAACCGCGAGAUGCUCACCGCUAUUCUCGACGACUUCUACUCCACGUGGACCGCUGCCGUGGCUGAGAACAGAGGGGUGGGGCAGGAGGCAGUGCAGCAGCUGCUGCAGGACGGAGUACAGGAGGUGGAGGAGCUCAAGAGCAGGGGAUUCCUCACUGACGUCAUCUACGGCAUCCAGGUGGAGGAGCUGUUGAAGGAGCGGCUGGGGCAGGACAAGGAGAAGCCUCUGCAAUCCGUGGACGCCAAGAAGUACGGAAAAGUAUCGCCCUCGACAGUGGGGCUGGGCGGGAAGGAGCGCAUCGCAGUGCUGCGUGCAGUGGGGGCGAUAUCGCAGGGCAAGGAGCGCGGCGGCGGCAUGGGAGGGGGUGGCGUGAAGAGCGAGAGCAUCAUUGAGAAGCUGCGGAUGGUGAAGGAGAACAAGCAGUUCAAGGCACUCGUGCUGCGGAUUGACAGUCCGGGAGGAGACGCCCUUGCAUCUGACCUCAUGUGGAAUGAGAUCCGAGAGCUGGCCAAGGUGAAGCCAGUGGUGGCGUGCAUGUCGGACGUGGCAGCCAGCGGCGGGUACUACAUGGCCAUGGCUGCUCCUCACAUCGUCGCCGAGCCCCUCACGCUCACCGGAUCCAUUGGUGUCGUCACAGGCAAGUUCAGUCUGGGGGAGCUGUACGGGCGCAUAGGCUUCAACAAGGAGAUCAUCUCACGCGGCCGAUUCGCAGAGCUUAAUGCGGAUCAGCGCCCCUUCACCCCUGACGAGGAGGAGUACUUUGCCAAGGGGGCCAAGAUCGCAUACCAGCGCUUCAGGAACAAGGCAGCCUUGUCUCGCUCCAUGCAGGAGGAGGAUAUGGAGGCAGUGGCACAGGGAAGAGUCUGGACAGGCCAGGCUGCCCACAAGGCCAACCUAGUGGAUUCUCUCGGAGGCUUCUGGUCCGCUGUGCAGGUCGCCAAAUCUAAGGCUGGCAUCGACCCAUCUCAACGCGUGCGCAUUGUCGAGCUCUCGCGAUCUCAGCCGUCCAUCACCGCUCUGCUGUCAGGAGGUGCCCAGUCGGUUCUCUCCCUGUCUGGCUUCUUCGGCCCCAAGGCUCGCGCCGAGGCUCUCUGUUCCCUUGCCGCGGAUAUGUUGCUUUCUCCGAGUCUGGGAGCUAGCUUCGGCGCCAGCCUCGGCAGCAGUGGCACCAGCUUCGCCAACUUGCUUUCUGGGGGAAUGGAUGCAAGCAUGAGUGGCGUCCUCGUUACAGGCAGCUCCGGUGCAGUGAACAGCAGCCCGAACACUGUGGGUGUACAAGCAGUCAUGGAAGGAGAUAUCGCUGUUCGGGGAAGCGGCAGUGAGACAGCAACAGCUAUUUACAGCGGCGCUGAUGGUUCGGCUGGCCUAGCCGAGCUGGCUGUGCUGCUAUCCCCCGCUGCAGCCGCACUAGGGAGUGCACUGGGCCAGGGCACUGGCAAUGUGGAAGAAGGGAGGAGUGUAGCAGUCACUGAAGAUGAUUCUGUAGAUGUGCAGUAA